Molecule: messenger RNA, 1818 nt
Organism: Cyclospora cayetanensis
Lineage: Eukaryota; Apicomplexa; Conoidasida; Eucoccidiorida; Eimeriidae
Exons: 10
Coding region: 1-1818 (605 amino acids)
Source: RefSeq, a predicted model, not a curated record
AUGGGGUGUAUAUCAUCAUCGCUCUACCAAGAUUCGCUAGGCUGUGCUUUGCCUUUGCACGCGGAAAGCACAGACUUUGAUGCCUGUGAAGGGGCCUGUCGCGAAUAUUCAUUAACCGCCGCGGAGCGCGUGUCUGCAUGUCGAGAAUUUUCGAGCUGGUCUGGCUUGGGCGCCUUCGUGGAGGGUUCAAGUCAAGGACCUUGGCAGGCACUGCGUCAGAAUGAGCAGCGCGUUUCCUCCAUCGUGAAGAAAAUCGAAGCAGACUCAAGGAGGGUGCAGCAGAUUGACUGGGAUAAGUGGGAGCAGCAGAUUGCGCAUAAAGACAUUGUCAAGUGCAUGCGCGCGCAUUACGAAUCCCAGUCAUCUCUUUUUUCUGCACUUCUCUCUGGAGGCGCUUCUUCUUCGCUGACGCGAGUUCACGGCCUGGCUGUUGGAUGGGAUUCUUUUUCAAAGGCUCUCGAGAGCUGUGAAGCCUCUGUUCGCCAAUCGGAGUCGCUCCUGAAUAGUGGAGCAGCAGCUCUUUGGGUGUCUUACCACAACCCACCGGUCUCUAAGCUAGACACAAAUGAGUGGUUGGACACGGAUUUGUAUUGGCAGGCGUUUGUGGAGAAGCACCACUUCUACUCGCCAUACCAGCCUCCCUUGGAGGACCCUGAAAGCCCCGCUGAAAAGGAGCGCGUUAAAGCCUCUUGGCAUAGCCGGAUGGCCAAGUUUAAUGAUCGAUCCGACACGCCGAUGCUCUACAACUUCAUGGAAACGCUUCCUUCAUGGGAGCGUGCCUUUCUGGAGCACAUGAUCUAUUUCCUCGUCAGGCGGGGGGCUGACUACCGCUUUUUCCCGGAGAUCACUCCGUGGCAGUGGUUGGGAGACAUCGAGGAUCAGCGCGCAAAGUUCUUCUCAGUUGCUCAACGCCGCCGUUCCCACUUCCAGUUGAGCUCUCUUAGUCGUGAGAAACCUCUGGAUCUCCUGCCAUUAGACGUAGAGCAUGACGGGGCCGUUGCAACUCUCCGUUUCCUGCAAGCCGAGGCUACGGCUGUUUCUGCAACUGUGGGGAGGCUGAUGGCUUCCUUCUCCUUCCUACCAGAUCCCUUCAUCCCGUGCAGCUCCACGCGGAGUGCCUUGAGGGCUAUGGAGGUAGAUGGGGGGAAGGGGCAAUGGUUCGAUCUGGGGGAAGACGUCAGCGCACUCUUCUACCUCCCCACGAAGCAGGCGAGGAGGAUUCCCCAUCCAAGGGAGGCCUUCUAUAAGGUCAUGGACCACCUCACAAUGACUGGAAAACGAAUGAAUCCAGCAUAUGCGACGCUCUUCGAUUCUUUCACAGACGUCCUCCAGCAGCGGGGAGACAACUGGUUCUGCGAUGAGGGGGAAUGUGCAUCUCAGGCGUUUCUGCGGCGGCUGCGUUCCGAUGAUCCUAUGAGAGAAGUUUUUUGCGAUUAUUUCGAGGAGAUGUACAGCAGAUUUGAAGCUGCAAAGGAGGUCAAGCCUGCGGAGUUUUUAAAGCUCUUGGCCAAGAAGGAGGCCAGCCAUGGGGUCGAAUCCGAGGUGUACAGACACUGGGCUCUGUUUGCAUCUCCAGAGGCUGCAGCAACCGCGAAGGAAGAGUCGGAUCACCUGACUUCCUUGUUCAAGAGCAAGCAGCUGCAGCCAGUCUUGGAUGCAAAUGGAAUCGUUGCGAUCGGGCCAGACGGCCAGAAAAUCACGGAUGCGGGGCAAGUUGUUGCUUCCUUCAACGAGUUCGAGCUCCUCAAGGAAACGAUCCAGGAUAGUAUUAAGGCCCUUAAAGUCCCAGGUGGAACUGACGCUCAAAAAACUAACUAA